AGCGGGGUGGGGCCGUCACCUGACUCAGACCUUACAUAAGUUAAUAUUCAAGUCGCGGGCCCGCCCAGACCUUGUGACGGGAGAGCCGGGGCCGGAGCGGUGGCGGCAGGGAUGCAGAAAGCGGUGCUGGUGACGGGAGCGAAUCGCGGGCUGGGCCUGGAGUUGAUCCGCCAGCUGAGCCAGGCUGAGCGGCCGCCGCGUUACCUGUUCGCCGCCUGCAGAGAGCCCGAGGGAGCCCGGGGGAGGGAUCUUAAGAACUUGGCAAAAUGUGUCUCAAACAUAAAAAUAGUUAAGAUGGAUGUGGAUGACCUUGACAGCAUUCAAGCGAGUGCUGAAGAGAUUCAAAAGGUGUUGAAAAACGAUGGCCUGAAUCUGGUAAUAAAUAAUGCUGGGAUCAAUAUUAAUGGAGGUCUGAAUGAAGUUACCCCAGAAAUAAUGAUGAAGACUCACAAGACCAAUGUCGUUGGCCCAAUGAUGGUUACCAAGGCUUUUCUGCCAGCUUUAUUGAAAGCAGCUCAUCAGAGUGAUGAACCUGGCCUUAGCAGUAAGAAAGCUGCAGUUAUCAACAUGUCCUCUAUCAUGGGCUCCGUGGAGUCUUUCAACAUCGAGCAUGGGAAAGCAUACGCCUACAGGAUCAGCAAGGCUGCGCUGAAUAUGGUCACCAAGUGCUUAACUAAUGAGCUGACACCCCACGGAAUCCUUUGUGCUUCAGUGCACCCAGGCUGGGUCAAAACAGACAUGGGUGGUGAAAAGGCACCAUUAACCAAAGAGGAAAGUAUACAAGGGCUAAUCAGGGUGCUUUCGAAGCUUUCAGACAACGACAAUGGAUCAUUUUUAGACUGGAGAGGUGAACGUAUACUUUGGUGAAGACUAACUUGCAUGAAUUAAUAUGAAAUAGAAAUGGAAAUUAUUACCACUGUGGAAUUCCUGCUUCUAAGAAUUGAAAACUGAUGAAAUAAAUAUAUUUUUGAAUUUAUAAAUUUAGUAUUGCAUAAUGGAAGUAAUUGACAGUACUCUUGAUGUAUCUAACACAUCUUAAUAAAUAUAAAUUCUGAAUAAAAUUAUCACAAUUUAACUGAAUUAUGUGUAUUGAAUUUC
This is a messenger RNA of Mobula hypostoma (lesser devil ray), 1098 nucleotides long. Its product is annotated as C-signal-like. NCBI's taxonomy places the organism in Eukaryota, Metazoa, Chordata, Chondrichthyes, Myliobatiformes, Myliobatidae. The record is from RefSeq and is a predicted model, not a curated record. The transcript is spliced from 6 exons. Gene Ontology annotation, cellular component: cytoplasm. Gene Ontology annotation, molecular function: oxidoreductase activity. Bases 112 to 867 code for a protein of 251 amino acids.